CAUCCAGCCUUGGCCUGUUUUCCGCCCGCCUUCUGUGGUUGAAAAAGGACACGAACUCGGCUUCUUUGGGUAUCUGCGGGAGCAGAGGCUUUGCAGUGGGGGUGAGAGCACUGGGGACACGGCUCCGGGAGGCCUGGGGCCCUGCCAGAUCCGAAGGGGACAUAAAUUGUUAAUUCAUCGACUUCUGAGUUUCACAGCAGUGAAAAUGCAAGGUUAAGCCUGUGUCACCAUAUCGCAGAUGCAUUUGUUCAGCUGAACCUUUUCAUUUCUUCACAUUCUUCAAGGAGCUGCAGAAAAUGAACAUAGUGCAGGGAUCCAUGUCAUUCGAAGAUGUGAUUGUCAAAUUUACUCAGGAUGAAUGGCAGUACAUGAGCCCUGCUCAAAGGACCCUGUACCGAGAUGUGAUGCUAGAGAACUACAGCCACCUCAUUUCAGUGGGGUAUUGCACCGCCAAACCUGAGAUGAUCUUCAAGUUGGAGCAAGGAGAAGAGCCCUGGUCCUUAGAGGAAGAAUUCCUAAACCAGAGAUACCCCGGAUAUUUCAGUGUUGAUAUUCUCAUUGAAGGGAACCCGGAAAAACAAGUGAAACCUCUGUGGCAAGUAAUAUUCACUGAUAACAAAACACUGAGUAAAGAAGGGCAGAAAGUUUUAGAAAAACCAUUUACUCUGGAUAUAAUUCCAAAUUCUUUUGGAAAAAUGCCCUGUAAAUGUGACUCAUGUAGAAUGAAUUUGCCAGUUGUUUCUGAAUUAAUUAUUUGUGAUAGAAACUAUUCAAGAAAGAAGGCUGAUUACAUGAAUGUAUGCAAAAAGUUGCAGCUUGAUAUUAAACAUGAGAAAACUCAUACUGGAGAGAAAUCUUAUGGUUAUAAGAAAAACAUGAAACCUCUCAAUAAUAGGAAAGAUCAUCAGAAAUUUCAAAGCCUGGAGCAGUCUUUUGAAUGUAAUGAAUUUAGGAAAGUUUUACAUGAUAAGACUCACUGUGUUAUAGGAGAGGAAUCCUAUAAGGAUGAUGAAUUUAGGAAAAACUGUGAUAAAGCAACUUUAUUUAACUGUGUGAGAACUGGCACAAGAGAGAAAUGCUUUGAUCUUAAUGAAUGUGGGAAAUCCUGUGACAAAACCACCACUGUGAAAUAUGAUAAAGUUCAUCUGGCUAUAACAAACUCUGAAUAUAAUGAAAAUGGGAAUAACUUCAGCAGGCUCUUACCUCUCACUCAUUCUCAGAGAACUUUUAAAGAACAGGGUGCUUUUGCAAGCAAUAAAUGUGAAGAAAAGUUGAGCCAGAGCUCAACCCAUUUAGUACAAAAAACACAAAUUAGAGAUGAAUUUUGUGCAUAUAAUGGAUGUAUAAAUGCCUUCUAUCAGAAAUUAGACCUUAUAGUAUGUCAGAGAACUCACACAGAAGAGGAACUCUACCAGUGUGAUAAAUAUGAGAGGUCCUUCCAUCAAAACUCAGCCCUCAGUGUACAUCAGCAAAGUGAAACUGGAGAGAAGUCAUUUGAAUGUAAUGAAUGCAGGAAAUCCUUUUACCAGAAAGCACAACUCAUUCAUCAUCUGAGGACCCGCUCAGAGGAGGAACCUGAGAAAUGUGAGGAAUGUGGGGAAUCUUUUUAUUCAAGUUCACACCCUACUCAUUAUCCUGGAACUGAUAUGAGGGUCAGUCUCUGUGAAUGUAAUAAAUGUGGGAAAACUUUCUGUCAAAAGUCAAACAUCCAUGAAAAUCUGACAAUUCACACAAAGGAUUAUGAUAACAGUGGAUGUGGGAAAUCUUACAAGAAGUCUGCUCUCAUAGUACACCAGAGAACACACACAGGAAUGAAACUCUGUCAAAGUAACAUAUAUGGGAAAACAUUCUCCAAGAUGGGACAUCUCAAAGAACAUCAGAGAAUUCACACAGAGGAGAAAUCCUACAAAUGUAUUGAAUGUGGGAAAACUUUCUCUAAGACAUCACAUCUCAGAGCACAUCAGAGAAUUCACACAGGCGAAAAACCUUACAAAUGUAUUGAAUGUGGGAAAACUUUCUCUCACAAGACACACCUUAGUGCACAUCAGAGAGUCCAUACUGGGGAGAAACCCUAUGAAUGUAACAGAUGUGGGAAAACUUUUGCUGAUAAUUCAACCCUCAGAGCACAUCAGAGAAUUCACACAGGGGAGAAACCCUAUGAAUGUAAUGAAUGUGGGAGGUCCUUUGCCCAUAUAUCUGUUCUCAGAGCACAUCAGAGAAUUCAUACAGGUGAGAAACCCUAUGAAUGUAAUGACUGUGGGAGAUCUUUUGCCCAUAAUUCAGCCCUUAGAGCACAUCAGAGAAUUCACACAGGGGAGAAACCCUAUGAGUGUAGUGACUGUGAAAAAACUUUUGCCCAUAAUUCAGCUCUCAGAGUACAUCAGAGAAUUCAUACAGGGGAGAAACCAUAUGCAUGUAAUGAAUGUAUGAAAACAUUUGCCCAUAAUUCAGCUCUCAGAGCACAUCAGAGAAUUCAUACAGGGGAGAAACUCUAUGAAUGUAAUGAAUGUAGGAAAACUUUUUCACAGAAGACACAUCUCAGUACACAUCAGAGAAUUCACACAGGGGAGAAACCUUAUGAAUGUAGCGAGUGUGGGAAAACCUUCUCUCAGAAAUCAUACCUCAGUGGACAUGAGAGAAUUCAUAAAGGGGAAAAACCUUAUAAAUGUAAUGAAUGUGGGAAAACAUUUGUCUAUAAGGCAGCCCUCAUAGUCCAUCAAAGAAUUCACACAGGAGAGAAACCCUAUGAGUGUAAUGAAUGUGGGAAAACUUUCUCCCAAAGAACACACCUCUGUGCACAUCAGAGAAUCCACACAGGGGAGAAACCUUAUGAAUGCAAAGAAUGUGGGAAAACUUUUGCUGAUAAUUCAGCCCUCAGGGCACAUCAGAGAAUUCAUACAGGGGAGAAACCCUAUGAGUGUAAUGAAUGUGGGAAAACUUUCUCCAAGACAUCACACCUCCGGGCACAUCUGAGGACUCAAACAGGGGAGAAACCCUAUGAAUGUAAUGAAUGUGGGAAAACUUUCUCCCAGAAGUCAUAUGUUAUUGCACAUCAGAGAAUUCACACAGGGGAGAAACCCUAUGAAUGUAAUAUAUGCGGGAAACCUUUUGCCCAUAAUUCAACCCUCAGAGUACAUCAGAGAACUCACACAGGUGUAAAAUCCUAUGAAUGUAAUGAAUGUGGGAAGACUUUCUCCCAGAAGUCACACCUUAGUGCACACCAGAGAAUUCACACAGGGGAGAAACCUUAUGAGUGUAAUGAAUGUGGGAAAGCUUUUGCACAAAAUUCAACUCUCAGAGUACACCAGAGAAUUCACACAGGAGAGAAACCCUAUGAAUGUAAUGAAUGCAGGAAAACUUUUAUCCGUAAGGCAGCGCUUAGAGUACAUCACACCAGAAUGCACACCAGAGAGAAAACCCUUGCAUGUGGUGAAUUGGGGAAGUCCUGAAGGGACUCAUACCUUAAUUGAUAAUACACAGUAAAAAAAGCUCAUGUCACAGACUGGCAGAUUGUUUCCCUUAAACAUUUCCUUGUCCACUAGGCACAUGGUUUGUCUAAUUUCCCAGUCUUUCAUUUGAGUGAUACUGGUCAUGGAAUAUGACACUAUAACAUUUAAGCUAAGUCUAGCUUUCAAAAAUCACCGUACAUUCUUUCUGUCCUAUGUUAUGUUGGAAUAGAGAUAUUGCCAGGGCAGACUUGGCAUGUGUAUUAAACAUGGAAGAACACAAGGUGAAGGAAGCCAAAAUCUGAAUAACUGUGUGAAACAGUUCUCCACUAACAGAUCUUCACAAGUUGACUUAAAAAAACUACUCUGUUGAGCUCUUAAAGAUUCUGUUCUGUUUGUUAAAUGCACAUAGGUAAUUCUGUUGCAAUGGGACAAAACCCUAUGAAUAUCAUGUCAGAAGACCUAUAAAAUUCAGCCUGUCAUUGUACAUCAGAGACUUCACGUGAGGAAGAAAACUGUCAACAUCUUGACUUGAUCAGAAGCUUUCAUUAAAAAUUAGAGCAAUCUCAGGGAAAAACACAAAAGCCUUUACUACAUAUUUAAUAGCCGAUAAGAUUUGACCAAAAUCUUAUAUUUUGAUAAAUGAUAUUUUUUAACAACUAUGGAAAGUUUGCUCCAGGUAAUUUUUUUUUCCUGAGGAAAUGUAUGUUUCAGAAUUGAAGAUAAAAUCUUCACCUAGAACUGAUGUACCUAAAUUUGUGCUUUAUAUGUAACAUCAAAUUUUAUAGAAAAUAUAUAAUAAAAUAUUCUAUACACAAACUCACCAUAGAAUGUGAAGUUUUAAAGAUGGAAGGAUUAUUUGAAUUCUGUGGACAAUACCAAUAAAUGUUCGUGGCUAGU
Callorhinus ursinus (northern fur seal) is the source of this 4346-nucleotide messenger RNA. It is a transcript of the gene ZNF658, whose product is annotated as zinc finger protein 658. NCBI's taxonomy places the organism in Eukaryota, Metazoa, Chordata, Mammalia, Carnivora, Otariidae. Gene Ontology annotation, molecular function: DNA-binding transcription repressor activity, RNA polymerase II-specific; RNA polymerase II cis-regulatory region sequence-specific DNA binding. Gene Ontology annotation, cellular component: nucleoplasm. The record is from RefSeq and is a predicted model, not a curated record. Gene Ontology annotation, biological process: negative regulation of transcription by RNA polymerase II; regulation of immune system process; regulation of cytokine production.